CCGCCAAAAAAGGAAUAAAAUAUUUCGGAAAUUAAUAAGAAAACCACAAAAACGGAACAAGUUUCGAGCUUCAAGGUCAGCUUCUUCACUUAGAAUAUAACCAAGUGUCAACAAAGUCAAUUUUCCGAUCAUAGCUUUUUAGGGUUCCGUUGACUUCAAAUUUGACAUGGCUAAUUCCUCAAUCGUAGCUCUUCUUCUUCUCUUUGUUAUCGCUAGUUCCGUCAAUGGAGGAGAUCAAGAGUAUCCAAAUCAAUAUCUAACAGAAGCUUUAGGUGAUAAAGAAUGGUUAGUGUCUGUAAGAAGACAAAUCCAUGAAAACCCAGAACUCCUUUUCGAGUUACAUAAAACAAGUGCUCUGAUUCGUCGCGAGCUUGAUGAAUUAGGGGUUUCUUAUUCUUACCCGGUUGCGAAAACCGGGAUCGUAGCUCAAAUCGGAUCCGGUUAUCCUCCGGUUGUUGCUCUCCGUGCUGAUAUGGAUGCUCUUCCCUUACAAGAACUUGUUGAGUGGGAUCAUAAGAGCAAAAUCGAUGGAAAAAUGCAUGCUUGUGGUCAUGAUUCUCAUACCACUAUGCUCCUUGGUGCUGCUAAAUUGCUUAGCAAACGCAAACGUAUGCUCAAUGGAACAGUGAGGCUUCUUUUUCAACCAGCAGAAGAAGGUGGUGCAGGUGCUUUUCAUAUGAUAAAAGAAGGUGCUUUGGGUGAUUCUGAAGCAAUAUUUGGGAUGCAUGUUCAUACUGGCUUACCUACAGGAGAAUUAGCAACAAUCUCGGGUCCUGCUUUGGCAUCCACAAGCAUUUUCAGUGUAAGAAUGAGUGGUAAAUCACCCGCUUCUUCGGAGACCUAUUCUUGUGUUGAUCCGGUGUUGGCUGCAUCAUCUACCAUCUUAGCAUUGCAACUUAUUAUCUCCAGAGAAGUAGAUCCUCUCUUAAGCCAUGUGCUCUCUGUUACAUUUAUGAAAAGUGGCGGUUCUGAGUUUGAUGUGAUUCCGGCAUAUGUAGAAUUUGGGGGAACUUUGAGGAGUCUUACAACCAAUGGCAUCAACUGGUUGAUAAAGCGGUUGAAAGAGGUGGUUGAAGGACAAGCUGAAGUACAAAGAUGCAAAGCGGAUAUAGAUAUGCAUGAAGACGAUCAUCCUAUGUAUCCAGCAACAGUGAACGAUCACAAGCUACACGAAUUCACUGAAAAGGUUUUGAAACUCUUGCUUGGACCCGAGAAGGUGAAACCGGCUAACAAGGUAAUGGCGGGUGAGGAUUUUGCUUUCUAUCAACAAAAAAUACCCGGUUACUACAUAGGAAUCGGUAUAAGAAACGAAGAAAUCGGUUCUGUGCGUUCGGUUCAUUCGCCUUAUUUCUUCCUCGACGAGAAUGUGCUUCCCAUUGGAUCAGCAACGUUUGCUGCCUUAGCUGAAAUGUAUCUACAAGAGCAUCAGAAUCAAACUAAGUCUGGAGAUUGAGAAAGUUACUAAACAAAAGCUUAGUUAAUUGCCUUCACAAGUAAAUGCUAUUGUUUUUAUAAAAUGCAAUUUUUACAACUUCAAGAAAUCAAGUUGUAUAUUAUAAAAAUUGUAAGUAAUGGGUCUCUGUCUCAUAUGGUAGGUGCAGAUGUCUGAGUCUGAGACACCAAAAACGAUGUCGUUUAGUUUCGAGAUAUCGACAAAAAAAAAUCUGGUGAAUUUUUAUG
Messenger RNA from Arabidopsis thaliana (thale cress), 1680 nucleotides. It is a transcript of the gene ILL3, whose product is annotated as IAA-leucine-resistant (ILR1)-like 3. Gene Ontology annotation, biological process: auxin metabolic process. Bases 167 to 1453 code for a protein of 428 amino acids. The transcript has 5 exons. Gene Ontology annotation, molecular function: hydrolase activity. The record is from RefSeq and is marked reviewed. Lineage: Eukaryota; Viridiplantae; Streptophyta; Magnoliopsida; Brassicales; Brassicaceae.